UAGGCAUCCUCGGGAACACCGACUUCCACGAAAAUUACCUCAUAUAAUACUGAUGUGAACAUAAGAAUAUCCCAAUAAUAACAGAAAACGCGUAAAUUAUAUAUAUAGAUCUUCCUAUUACUUUUGAAAUAAAAUAUAUAGGAAAAAAUAGUAUAUACUUUUGAUGCUAAGUUUGAACGCGACUUUAUUUAAUAAUGCGUGUCGCGAUCAGUGUAAACAACUUGCCCAAAACCAUAUUCAAAUUAAGGAAUUAUGAGCAAGGGAAGAGUUGAAAAAACACAAUCAAAUGAGCAAAAUGAACCAGUAAAAUCAAAACAAAGGACGCUAUUUGGGUUUUUCUCAAAAAUCCCAACUCCUAAGAAGGAGUCACCAUCUUCCUCUAUACCUUUGCAGAAGUCUUCCGCGUCACCAACCGCUGGCGGUACUGGCGAUGCCAAACGGAUACCAUUACAAAGUCAAGAGAAUGAAUUGCCUAUUCGUGUCCCUGACGAAUCCAGUCAAAACACUUUUUCGCCUCGUCCAUAUAGUGACCCCUUUUCAUCUCCAUUGUCGAGUAAUAUUCCGAGGUCCUCUCCAAAAAGACCUUUGGAUUCGUACGACGAAGGGGAUACCCCAAAGAAUGUAACUGGAAAAUUACCUCGAAUUUCGGACCACAUGGAUAAUGCUGUUCAUUCUUCUCCCCAUGACAACGACUCUGAUGUUUCCUUGGAUUCUCCAACCAAAAAUAAGUCACAAAAUUUUGAAUUGGAUUCCUCUUUACAGUCAGACCCACAGUUCCUUCCUUCUAAUAAAUUCGCAUUAUCUUCUUCAACAACACAUGAAGACCCUGAAAAGAAACCAAAUCUUCAAAGUGGAGGAAGACGAGCCAAAAAGCCUGUGUCGUAUCAAGAAAGUGACGAGGAGGAUUUGGAAGAUGUCAAAGGAUCAAGAAGUAAUCGUCGCAAAAAAGUAGUGCUUGACGAUGAUGAUUUCGAUGAGUAUGUAGAACCAGAGCGGGAAAAUAGUCCUUCUGAUGAUGAAUCUAUCCCUGCCAAGGAAGAAGUACCUGAAGAUGAUCUUAUGGAUGAAGAAAAUGAAGACAUGGAUGCCGAUGAUUCCAACUCUCCAUUAGCAGCUCCAAAACCCGUCAACAGAUCAAAAUCUUCUAAAUCGAUGUAUGAAAGCUACCGUUUAGGAUCUAAUCUUGCCUCCGCUGAUUUACCUUCCCCUAGAUCCGCCUCUCCCUCCAAGACAACUGCAUCUGGUAUCAUAAAUAGAGAAGAGAAGCGGAGAUUGCGCAUGGAAGCCUUUAAAAAGGACAAUUCAGAUCGCUAUGAGUGGCUAUUAGAUGUACGCGAUGCCGAUAAAAAUCGUCCGGGGGAUCCCAACUAUGAUCCUCGUACUCUUUAUAUUCCUCCUUCAGCGUGGUCUUCUUUCAAACCGUUUGAAAAACAGUUUUGGGAAAUCAAGAAAAACCUUAUGGAUACUGUGGUCUUCUUUCAAAAGGGAAAAUUCUACGAAUUAUAUGAAAAUGAUGCCGCAAUUGGUCAUCAAAUUUUUUCGUUAAAACUCACAGACCGUGUUAACAUGAAGAUGGUUGGUAUUCCAGAAGCCAGUUUUGACUAUUGGGCUUCACAGUUUGUUGCCAAAGGUUUUCGAAUUGCUCGCGUUGACCAGCUUGAAACAGCAUUAGGUAAAGAAAUGAAGGAUCGUCAACGAACUCAAAAAGAAGAAAAGGUUGUACAACGAGGCUUGACCCAGGUCCUCACUAGUGGCACUUUAGUCGAUGAAGCUAUGCUGACAUCUGAUCUCUCUACUUACUGCAUGGCAAUUAAAGAAAACAUUCGUUUUGAUAGUGACGAACCGUCAUUUGGCAUUUGUUUUAUCGAUACUUCUACCGGUGGAUUUCAACUCUGCGAAUUUACAGAUGAUAUUCAUAGAACAAAACUUGAUACUUUGCUAACUCAGACUCGUCCUAGAGAGCUUAUCUUAGAGAAAUCUGAGGUGUCUCAAAAGUCUAUGAAAGUCAUAAAGUAUUGUGUUUCUUCAGCGGCAAUUUGGAAUUUUAUUAAGCCAUCUACCGAGUUUUGGGAUAAAGAGAGAGUUAUUAGGGAAAUUAUUUCCGCGAACUACUUUGAACAUGGUCUAGAAGGAACUCCGAAAGUACUUUCAAGAGUUUUGGAAACUAAAGAACUUGCCUCCAGUGCAUUUGGUGCUUUGGUUUGGUACUUGCGUCAACUCAAAAUGGAUAAAGAUAUGUGCUCAAUGGGUAAUUUCAUGGAAUACGAUACAUCUCAACAUUCAACCUCUCUACUUAUGAAUGGACAAACCUUAAAAAAUUUAGAGAUUUUUUCCAAUUCAUUUGACGGUGGUGAUAAAGGUACACUUUUCAGUCUUUUAUGCCGCUGCGUAACACCUUUUGGAAAACGAUUGUUCCAUACUUGGUUAUGUCAUCCUUUAAGGUCGCCUGUUGCGAUAAAUGCCAGGUUAGAUGUGAUUGAACUAAUUGCAGAUAAUCCUUCCAUUAGAGACACUAUAUGGGGUUUCAUGCAUAAACUUCCCGAUCUUGAACGGUUAAUAUCGCGAGUGCAUGCUGGAAGAAGCAAGCCAAGUGAUUUUGUCCGUGUAUUAGAAGGAUUCCAAAAAAUAUCUUUAGCUUUUCAGCAACUCCAGUCUGAAUUCCAGGAUAUUGCUAAGGGUACUUUAUUAUCUGAAUUGAUACAAAAUGCGCCCGACAUGCAAGCAGAACUUCAAUCGUGGACACGUGCUUUCAAUUGGCGAAAGGCAUCAGAAGAAGGUGUAUUUGUUCCGGAACCUGGUUUUGAAGCUGAAUAUGACCAAUCCCAGGCGUACCAAACUGAACUGAAAUCUGAACUAAAUGAACUGUUAGAACAGUACAAGAAACAGUUGCAUUGCUCUUCUCUUAAUUUUAAGCAUGUUGGUAAAGAAGUGUAUCAAGUGGAGGUCCCUUCUGAUGUCAAAGUACCCGUAAAUUGGUGUAAAAUGUCAGGCACGAAAAAGGCGAAUCGCUAUUACAAUGACGAUUUGAGGAAAAAAAUAAGGAAGCUACUCGAAGCUGAAGAGCUCCAUCUAUCAAUUAUGUCCCGAAUGCAGGACAAGUUUUACGCAAGAUUCGACGGUAAUUAUGAAAAAUGGCUAGCACUUAUUAAAUGUACUGCUUCUAUAGACUGCUUUUUCAGCCUUUCCCAGGCUGCAGCUGCGUUGGGUGAGCCUUACUGCCGCCCAGAAAUUAUUGACGGUGAUAAAGGUGAAUUGAUAUUUGAAGAAUUAAGACAUCCAUGUAUAAACGCUACGGCUGCCGCUACAUUUGUGCCAAAUGAUGUUUCACUAGGUGGGAAAACAGCCAACAUGGUGGUCUUGACUGGACCAAACAUGGCUGGUAAAUCUACACUGCUUCGACAGGUGUGCGUGGCAGUCAUUAUGGCUCAACUUGGUUGUUGGGUACCUGCAAAGUUUGCUAGAUUAACUCCUAUGGACAGUAUUCAUACCCGUUUAGGUGCCAACGAUGAUAUCAUGUCGGCUAGAAGUACCUUCAUGGUGGAGUUGUCAGAAACCAAGAAAAUAAUUGAAGAAACUGGGCCAAAGAGUCUAGUUAUAUUAGACGAGCUUGGACGUGGUACCAGCACUCAUGAUGGGCAUGCGAUAGCAUAUGCUGUUUUGCAUCAUCUGGUGUCUAAUCUCGGUUGUCUAGGAUUUUUUUCCACACAUUAUCAAAGUCUCUGUAUAGACUUUAUUAAAUAUAAGCAAAUCCGGCUUAUGCAGAUGGCUGCAGCUGUUGAUGAGGAACGUCGGCGUGUAACAUUUCUUUAUAAACUAGAAGAUGGUAUUUGUCCAAAGUCUUAUGGUAUGAAUGUUGCCAAUAUGGCUGGAUUGCCAGAGAGUGUAAUAGAUGCAGCAGAGCGGAAGUCAGAAGAGAUGGAAGCGACGACAAAGAGCUUUCAUAAAGCAACCGACGACAUCGCUUUGGUUAGCGAUUUCUUUCAACUGAUGCGUAUCAAUGAAGGAAAAGAGCCAUCGUCGAUGGCGAAUCUUCCCCUCAUGCUCGAUUGUAUAGCAGGAGGCAACUAAAAAGAUGAAUUUUAUGAUUCGAUAUUGAUCUAAUAUUGAAAGCCUUCAUUCAUGAAUGGUUUAGGUAUAGAGUAGUUGGUUUGCUGGCAAACCAAUUGCGAUUAAAACAUUUAUUUUCUCUUUGAGUCUUUUAAGGUAUUUAAUGAAUAAUAAUAUUGUGUUUGACUGAUUCAAA
Messenger RNA from Schizosaccharomyces octosporus yFS286, 4243 nucleotides. RefSeq names its product MutS protein. Bases 253 to 4068 code for a protein of 1271 amino acids. The record is from RefSeq and is a predicted model, not a curated record. Gene Ontology annotation, biological process: mismatch repair. Gene Ontology annotation, molecular function: ATP binding; ATP-dependent DNA damage sensor activity; mismatched DNA binding. Lineage: Eukaryota; Fungi; Ascomycota; Schizosaccharomycetes; Schizosaccharomycetales; Schizosaccharomycetaceae. The transcript has 2 exons. Gene Ontology annotation, cellular component: nucleus; MutSalpha complex.